CGCAGGCGCAGCGCCAGCCGGGCCCGGGUCCGGCGCGGAGCCGGGCGCACUGACUCCGCGGCGGCGGCGGGAGAAGCGCUUCCGGCGGUGACGGCGGCGCCACCUCGCAGGUCCUGCCGGCGGCGCGGGCGGCCCGCGGGCAGCGUUGGCGACCAUGUCCGGAGAACUCCCGCCAAACAUCAACAUCAGGGAGCCGCGGUGGGACCAGAGCACCUUUCUGGGACGAGCCAACCAUUUCUUCACGGUGACGGACCCCCGGAACCUGCUGCUGACGGAGGAGCAGCUGGAGGGCGCCCGGAAGACCGUGCAGGACUACAGACAAGGAAUCGUCCCUCCGGGCCUGACUGAAAAUGAGCUGUGGAGAGCAAAGUACAUCUAUGACUCGGCGUUUCACCCCGACACCGGAGAGAAGAUGGUCCUGAUCGGACGGAUGUCAGCGCAGGUCCCCAUGAACAUGACCAUCACAGGCUGCAUGAUGACAUUCUACAGGACCACACCGGCGGUGGUGUUCUGGCAGUGGAUCAACCAGUCCUUCAACGCCGUGGUCAACUACACCAACAGGAGCGGAGACGCCCCCCUCACGGUCAACGAGCUGGGCACGGCGUACGUGUCGGCGACCACAGGCGCUGUGGCGACCGCCCUGGGACUCAACUCACUGGCCAAGCACGUGUCCCCGCUCGUCGGACGCUUCGUGCCCUUCGCCGCCGUAGCCGCUGCGAACUGCAUCAACAUCCCGCUGAUGCGGCAGAGGGAACUCAAACUGGGCAUCCCCGUCACAGACGAGAACGGGACCCGCUUGGGUGAGUCGGCACAGGCUGCGCAGCAAGCCAUCGCACAAGUGGUCGUCUCCCGGAUUCUCAUGGCCGUGCCUGGCAUGGUCAUCCCCCCGUUCAUCAUGAACACGCUGGAGAGGAAGGCCCUCCUGAAGCCCCUCCUCCCUCCCUCACGGCCACCUGUGCGAGGGCCUCUCCCCGAAGGCGUCCUCGGGGACCACGCGGUUCCCGUGGAUGAGCGCGCCCAUCCAGGUCGGGCUGGUUGGCGUCUGUUUGGUGUUUGCCACGCCUCUGUGCUGUGCCCUCUUUCCUCAGAAAAGCUCCAUGUCCGUGAGGAGCCUGGAGGCCGAGCUGCAGGCCCAGCUGCAGGAGAGCCACCCCGCGCUGCGCCGCGUGUACUUCAACAAGGGGCUGUGACGCGGGAGGCGCCCGCACAGCCCGCCCACCCCGUGCGCCGGCCGGGGGCCCCGCCUGGUUCCUCCUGGCACGGCAGGUCUUCGACCUCCCUGGCUUCCGGAAGGAUCCGGACACGAUGUGUGUGUGAAUCUCGGCUAAAUGAUUUUACCUGGAGGCUGUGUACUGCGCCCGCCCUGUCUGAGGAUGAGGCGCCGAGGACCCCUGUUCACACCCCUGUAGCAGGUUCACAUGUAGCACAGUCCAUGCAGCGGAGACCGUGUUCCCAGGUGAAGGCAAGGCCGUGUGCCCUGCGUGUCCUGCCUGAUUCCACCGGAACGCGGACGGGCCGGCGGGAAAGACGUGGGACCGGUGCCGGCAGAUCUGUCCGUGGGACGGGCGUGUGACGGCCGAACCCCCAUAGGAACAGGUGUGCCUCGCGGGUGUCCCCCUCUUCUCCGAGGCCUGGGUGGGCCUCUCUGAGCCUUCCUUUCCGCCUCCAAAGUGUUCUCCAUGUGUCCGUCUUAAACCCUUUGAAGCAGAAGAUUCCCACAACACAGCCGGCCUGCGUGUGUUCGUUGCCAUGGACGCCGCUCCUGAAAGAGCGGUAAAGCCUGAGCUCCGGGCGGGCUCCCCGAGGUGCUUCCGGUGCUCUCACCGUGCCCAGCCGGCGGCCACAGAAUGCCCACCGAGCCCAGCACCUCCCCUCUGCUGAGGAGCAGCGGCGGCCGACGGCGGAGGAACUAGUUCAGGCGCAGUCAGGAGCAGGAGAGCGAACGUGGGCUGUGUCUGCCUAGCUUUACCCGGGGCUCCAGCCCCUCCGCUUUCUCCUCGGUGUAACCAGGUUUGUGAAAAGGAGCACACGGGCAGGAGGCCCCUCGCCUCCCCCAGAGGCCCGUCCCCUGAGGCGCAGCAGCCGGGGAAGGUGCUGGCCGCAGCGGCCGCAGGCGGGAGCGGCCGUGCCGGCAUUGGCUGUCAGUGUUGGCUGUCAGUGUUGGCUGUCAGUGUUGGCGCGGCGUCUUGCUGGUGUUGGUAUCAAUGUACUGUUUCCGUCCGGCUGGAUGAAAUGUUAAAUAAACCCGGGAUGAAAGCAAA
Messenger RNA from Pipistrellus kuhlii (Kuhl's pipistrelle), 2261 nucleotides. RefSeq names its product sideroflexin 1 (gene SFXN1). The transcript is spliced from 12 exons. The record is from RefSeq and is a predicted model, not a curated record. Bases 155 to 1573 code for a protein of 472 amino acids. Gene Ontology annotation, biological process: serine import into mitochondrion; monoatomic ion transport. Gene Ontology annotation, molecular function: monoatomic ion transmembrane transporter activity. Gene Ontology annotation, cellular component: mitochondrial inner membrane. Lineage: Eukaryota; Metazoa; Chordata; Mammalia; Chiroptera; Vespertilionidae.